CUGAUUACACAUUAACCAAAGGAGCUGGAGCAUGCUGUCUCAUUAUCACUUCUUUCUGUUCUCGUAAUUAUGGCCACUCUCUAGCAUUUAGCAUAAGCAAUUUGGUAAAUGGGUACUUGGUAUGAAUCAUAUUUGAGACUAUAAGUGGUACACAUACAACAUAACAGGACAUUAAUUUAUACACAAGGUGCCGUGGCUGAGUAUUGGAGAAGGACAAGACACAGAGUUGUUCUGGGACUAUUUGACUGUUAGCUAUUACCAUUUAGCCACCAUCACCAUGGGAUGUUUUGGAUCAAAACCAGAAGAACAGAGUUAUGACUCAAAUGCAGAGCAAGAAAUCCCUUUACAGACAGAAACUCCUAAAAAAGAUAUAAAUCAAGCACGCUCACAUGAAGUGGAUGUUACUCUGGAUGUGGACACAGCUCACCCUAAGCUGAAGAUAGAUGGGAAAUCACUACAGUGGACUAAUGAAUCACAGCAGAGAAACAUUAACAUUGAGAACUGUUUUAAUGAAGAGCCUUUUGUGUUGGGCAAAAUGGGCAGUCCUUUGAAGAGUUACUGGGAGGUAAAUGUGAAGGAGAAGGAUGACUGGGUGCUUGGCGUUGCCAAGGCAACGGCUCACAGGAAGGGGCCGUUGGCUUUCACUCCAACUAAUGGAUUCUGGGUAAUCAGACUAUCCAAUGGGCAAAGACUUAAAGCCAUGGAGGAUGAAGAAUGUGUUCUUGACAAAGGUAUUCCAGAUAAAGUUGGUAUCUAUCUGGAUUAUCAGGAAAGGAAGGUGACUUUCUUUAGUGCAGAAGAAGGUUCACACCUCUACUCAUUUAUUAAUGGACCAAGUUAUCAGGAUGAUGUCCGCCCACUUUUCUCACCCUGGAACAACGAUGCAUAUGCAAUCACAAUUUUGCCCAUCUCGGCAACAUAGAAAAACAUAAUUCAUCACAUACUCUACUUGUCAAUAGCUUAUUGUGGUAUAAAGCUAUGUGAAUCCUUUUCGAUUAAGUAAUAUAAAGAAUUGUGGAUUAAUUCAUAUGAUCCUUUGCUGUCAUCAAACCAGGCAUCAACGUUGUGUUUCAUCUUCUUUAUUAAUAUAUUAGACAUUCAUUAUUUCAGUAGUGUAUUGUGUGUGACAGUAAACAUGCAUUUUUGUUGAUUUGUGAAAAAUACAAGUUCUUAUUUGGUAUCUGGUUGUAGAUCUAUUGAUGACUAGGAUAGAGAGAAACAACUACCUUCUAAUGGCUUGUAUGUAGUUGUUUUGACAAGUUUGGUAAUCAUCCAUCACAUAAACCUUGAUUAUCUAAACAAUGACCAACAAUGGAAUCUGGUUAGCCAGAUUGUCAAGCCCUGACCUUAGAGAUCCUUUUUAUGUCUCUAUUUUGGUUGGUCAGGGCGUGAGUUGGGGUGGGCAUUCUAUGUCUGGUGUUCUAUGUUGUUCUAUGUUUUGUAUUUCUAUGUGUUUGGCCUGGUAUGGUUCCCAAUCAGAGGCAGCUGUCUAUAGUUGUCUCUGAUUGAGAACCAUACUUAGGUAGCCUCAUCCCACCUGUGUUUUGUGGGUUGUUGUUUUCUGUCUUUGUGUCUGCACCAGACAGAACUGUUUCGGUUUCGUUCGUCUUUUUGUUGUUUUUGUUAUUUAGUGUUCUGAGUUAAAUAAAUUUAACAUGGACACUUACCACGCUGCGUUUUGGUCCGAUCCUGACUACUCUUCAUCAGACGAAGAGGAAUAUCGUUACACAGAUACUUGACACAAUACGUAUAUUGACCCAGUGACGCCUGUAGCUACUUGUCCAGUGUAACAUCUAGUUAGACCAUAUCAUUACAGAUAUUUCUACCAACAUUUUAGUUUAUUCAGUCUGUUAUAUGAAGCGAUUCUAUGAUUUAUUUUUUUAAAUAACUAUCACGACUUCCACCGAAGGUGGCUCCUCUCCCUGUUCGGGCGGCGCUCGGCGGUCGUCGUUGCAGGUCUACUAGCAGCCACCGAUCCUUUUUCCUUUUCUUUUGGUUAUGUCUGUUUUGUGUUUCACCUGGUUUCAUUUUGGUUAAUUAGGGGGGGUAUUUAUCUCGACAUUUCCUUUGGGAUUUUGUGCGGGAUUGUUUUCGUUUGACUGUCAGUGAGUUUGGGUUUCGUUUUCAUUAGUUCAUGUUUAACAGGUGGUUUUUCCCUGGACUGUGUCUGAGUGGGGUUUCGUGGCUACUGCUGUAGUCCGGUGUCCUGUUAAUUUUUGAGCUGGUUGAAUAAAACACCCUUUUCUUCGGAA
Messenger RNA from Salvelinus fontinalis (brook trout), 2252 nucleotides. Its product is annotated as butyrophilin subfamily 1 member A1-like. Gene Ontology annotation, molecular function: protein binding. Lineage: Eukaryota; Metazoa; Chordata; Actinopteri; Salmoniformes; Salmonidae. The transcript is spliced from 6 exons. The record is from RefSeq and is a predicted model, not a curated record. Bases 278 to 922 code for a protein of 214 amino acids.